Messenger RNA from Glarea lozoyensis ATCC 20868, 276 nucleotides. RefSeq lists its product as uncharacterized. The transcript has a single exon. The record is from RefSeq and is a predicted model, not a curated record. Lineage: Eukaryota; Fungi; Ascomycota; Leotiomycetes; Helotiales; Helotiaceae. The coding region runs from base 1 to 276 and encodes 91 amino acids.
AUGACCUUCCCAGAUUUUACCACUGGAUUUCUGUUUGGACAGAACAAUACAUACAGCACAUACUCCACACACUGCUGCAGUGCACAGCUUGAUGCCAUGUUUUCUGCUGCAUCUCUUCUUCACCCGCUGGCCGCCAACAAUCUCCUCCAUCACCAACUCCCAUCCUCGACUGCUGGAAUUCGAGGUGGUGGCCCUGCAGCUUGUCCCGCAGCGCCAGCAACACAGAAAGCUGGCCGCAUCAUGCAAGAACAAGGCCAGGAAGACCGAAAUAGCUGA